UAUCACUUUUGUGUCUCUCCCUCUCUCUUGCUCUCCCUCGAAUCGUCACAAUUGCAGCGCAGCCGCGGCUUUGGCUUCAUCACAUUCCAAGAACCGUGCACCGUGGACAAGGUGCUUAAGGUGCCCAUUCACACGCUCGAUGGCAAGAAGAUCGAUCCGAAGCAUGCCACGCCCAAGAAUCGCCCACGUCAAGCGAACAAGACCAAAAAGAUAUUCGUGGGCGGCGUCUCGCAGGACACCUCCGCCGAGGAGGUGAAAGCCUAUUUCAGUCAAUUCGGUGCCGUCGAGGAGACGGUCAUGCUGAUGGAUCAGCAGACGAAACGCCAUCGCGGCUUUGGCUUUGUCACCUUCGAGAACGAGGACGUGGUGGAUCGCGUCUGCGAGAUUCACUUCCAUACCAUCAAGAACAAGAAGGUCGAGUGCAAGAAGGCCCAACCCAAAGAGGCAGUUACACCCGCCGCCCAGCUGCUCCAGAAGCGCAUCAUGCUGGGCACUCUGGGCGUGCAGUUGCCCGCCGCACCUGGCCAAUUGUUGGGCGCACGCAGCGCCGCAGGCGUGGCCGCUGCCAUGAAUCCCUUGGCCAUGCUACAGACACCCACACAGCUGCUGCAAUCGCCGGCCGCAGCRGCCGCCGCCCAGCAAGCGGCGCUCAUAUCACAGAAUCCGUUUCAAGUACAAAAYGCAGCCGCCGCUGCCACCAUGGCAGCCAAUCAGAGCAACUUUGGCAAGCUGCUAGCCACAUAUCCACAGACAGCGCUGCACAGCGUCAGAUAUGCUCCCUAUACCAUACCCGCCAGCGCCGCCACUGCCAACGCCGCAUUGAUGCAGGCCCACCAGGCCCAGAACGUGGCUGCUAUGUCCGCCCAUCAGCAGCAGCAGUCACACAAUGCAGCGCAUGCACAUGCCGCUGUCGCCGCCGCCGCCGGCCUGCAUCAGCAGCAUUCGCACCAUCACCAACAGCAGCAGCAGCAGCAGCAGCAACAACAACAGCAUCAUCACAAUGCAGCCGUUGCGGCAGCCGCCGCCGCCUCCAAUAAUGCUGCCACACAGGUCCAUUCGGCGGCUGCUGCCGCCGCCUUG
Molecule: messenger RNA, 1080 nt
Organism: Drosophila arizonae
Lineage: Eukaryota; Metazoa; Arthropoda; Insecta; Diptera; Drosophilidae
Gene: msi
Product: RNA-binding protein musashi
Biological process (GO): regulation of translation
Cellular component (GO): cytoplasm
Molecular function (GO): mRNA binding
Source: RefSeq, a predicted model, not a curated record